This is a messenger RNA of Penicillium daleae, 888 nucleotides long. RefSeq lists its product as uncharacterized. NCBI's taxonomy places the organism in Eukaryota, Fungi, Ascomycota, Eurotiomycetes, Eurotiales, Aspergillaceae. The transcript is spliced from 2 exons. The coding region runs from base 1 to 888 and encodes 295 amino acids. Gene Ontology annotation, molecular function: protein binding. The record is from RefSeq and is a predicted model, not a curated record.
AUGACAACCACCACAAAACAUGCGACCGUCAAGGUCAUCAAUACCCCAGAAAUCCUGGAAAUGAUUCUCUCCCACACAGACAUGCGCACACUCCUCCUAUCCGCCCAACUCGUCUGUCGCGACUGGUUCAACCUAAUCACCAAGUCCCGAUCCCUCCAAAAAGCCCUCUUCUUCAUCCCGAUCAAAGAUUUCGAAUGGGGCGUCGACGAAAGGAUACCCAAUCCGCUAUUAACUGAAACAUUCCCUUCUAUCUUUCCUUCCGAGGAUAGACCAAAUCAUCACCGGUUUACAUUUUCGACACUGAAUUGGAUAGAAGAUCCCUCACGCUUGGCUCGCUUUGUACGGCCCGACGCGAGUUGGCGCAGGAUGCUUGUCCAACAACCUCCUAUUUCUGAGCUGGGCCUUUUCCAUGUCUCCUCUGCCAUGGGCGGCGAUAGUGCUGGGAUAUCUCAUAUACGCGCAAAUGACAAGGAACAAGUAGACAGCCCUGAGGGAGGUCUCCGAAUGGGAAAGCUCUUCGACGUGUUACUCUUCUCCCGCUCGGUCCAAUUCUGGGAUUGGUCGACGGUGCGAGUAUAUUGGGCAACUGAAGAACCGAUUUCCUUCAAUGGUAGCUAUGCAAAUAUCAACGAGGAGUUUCAUCGAGUGCUGGCCGAGUUUGGCCUGGUUCUUUAUACUAGGGAUGUGGUGCAGUGUAGUGUAGGGCCCAGAUCACCUACUGCUGCGGAGAGUGCUAGGAGGAAGGUUAUUGAGGCGUGUCGAGAGCAUGGUUUGGAUGUUGAUUCAAGGAGUAGGGAGAUCGAUUUGUCGAAGGGUGAGGUAAAUGGGAUGAAAGCAGAGCGGAGGCCGAGGGUCCCGUUUACGAUGACGGCGCCACAUGAGUUGUGA